Molecule: messenger RNA, 637 nt
Organism: Bursaphelenchus xylophilus (pine wood nematode)
Lineage: Eukaryota; Metazoa; Nematoda; Chromadorea; Rhabditida; Aphelenchoididae
Source: the annotation of a GenBank genome assembly
AUGUUGCUCAAGACUGUCUCGAUUCUCUUACUGUUCUCAAUUUCCCAAGCUUCUAACUCUACUAAAUCCUCAUCUUCCACUUCACUAAACACUAUCCACAGUUCUGUUGGCGAGAAUUGGGGCAAAUCUAAGAAUUUCACAUUGGACUCAACAAAUUUGACUUCUACCAAAUCUACGGAAGAUCUCAUAAAAUGGCUGCAAACUUCCUUUGCCAAAGAGGUCGACGAUUUCAAAGGGGUUUCUGGGAAUCUGUACAAUGAGAGCUUGAGUUAUUGGGAUCAAGUCGUGGUAAGUGCAAUAUAAUUAAUUGUUGGUUCUUUUAGUGUGCUUCUAAAUCGUUUAUGUGAAUUUUCUGUUGAAUACACUUUUAUUAUUUUUAUUUACCUUAUUUUUGCUGUUUUAGGAGAAUCCUUGUGUUCAAAAUGGCGAAGUGAUCAUUGCUUCGAUUGUUGGUUUUGUUGUUGGAGCGAUCAUCUCACCGCUUUUGGUGUUCUGCUGCUGCAAAAUGCGACGCCGUCGUUAUGACCUUCAGAAUCGUCGUAUCCGGACAGUCACCUCCAGGGAACGCAAAGUGAAUAUUACGGACCUGGCUCAUCUCAUGGACCGCGAUCAAGACUCGGAAGUGGAAGUGUUAUGA